UAAACAGCUCCGGCUACAUACCACAGACGCGAGCCGCCGCGACGACGCACGGUACUCCAAAGUGCGCAUUUUUCACGUGCAUUUCCGCGCGUUACGUUAUCGAGAGCUGUCAAAACGAGACCUCGACGCGCUCGAGAAAUUCGAUUUUCGGCGAAUCUCGUGAAAUAAUAUUUGACAGGACGGAGACGGAAGGAGAAACAUAUAGGAAGGUAUUCGAACGCAUUUGGUGUCGCAACCCGUCCGAGCAGGAGUAAUAGUAACAGCGGCAACAGCAGGAAGAAUGGCAUCGUUGAAGAGUGUCAAGGCGAGCAAGACAGACACCACCACGACUAGAAGCUGGACAGCGAAACCGAUCCUAGACCCGGAUUUCACGGAAGUGCUUCCUCUGCAGCGGGUCUACAUCGGCAUCCUGAAGCAACGAAAGGACACGUCCGUCGCGAUCCAGAGCAUAUCCGCCAUUUUGCCAGGAUUCGCCCACCUGAAGCGCUGUUCCAACGGCAAGCUGCUUCUGGCUCCGCUUCGCUCGGAAAAAAAAUCGCGAGGCCAAAAUGGCGAAGAGGACGUCAGCGAGGACGAUCUCAAGGAUCAGCUCAGAGAGCGAGGAUUCGAUCUUUCCCUGUUCCAGGACGAGUUCCAGGUGACAGAAGUACCAGCCAAAGCACCGAGAACCAAAUCGCAGGCGAGAGAAGCCUCGACGAUCUGGCCGGUGAACUUCCAUCCCGAUCAGACGAUCGAGAACCUGCUCGACGGCUCCGUCUUCGACGAGGAUCGGUGGAUCACGAUCGGCCGGAUCAUGUCGAUGGUGAUCGAGGCCGCCAGGUUGGAGGCGAUCGGCGAUAAACGUUGCACCGGCGCCGCGGCGGUCGUCGAUCCCGAGGACGGCAGGAUCCUGGCGGUCUCCGCCGCCAGGAUCGAUCGGCAUCCCAUGUGGCACGCCGCCAUGUUGGCUGUGGACCUCGUCGCGGGACUUCACGGCGGCGGUGCCUGGCGUCUGAGUGACAAGGAUGGGUUCACCAUCGAGGAUCGGCAGGUCAGGACCGAGGAUGAGAGAUCGGUUGAGAAGGAUCGGUUAAGAAGGAUCAAGAGGAAGUACGAGGAGGAAACUCCGCGCUGUUAUCCGACGUCUUUGCUGUCCUCCCUUGAGCUUCCGGCGCAGACGCCGCUCGAGACCACUCAAGGACGGAGGAAGGACGCCGCCAAGGUCAAAGAGGACGCGGAAAAGUCCGGACCGUAUCUCUGCACCGGUUAUUGGGCGUUUCUGCUGAUGGAGCCCUGUCCCAUGUGCGCCAUGGCGCUGCUGCAUUCCAGGGUCUCGCGGAUUUUCUACGGCGAGGCGAAUCGAAGCGUCGGGGUCCUGGGGACCAGAGCAAUUUUGCACACGGUGCCGGGUCUGAAUCAUCGAUACCAAGUCUGGAGCGGAAUCCUGGAGCGGGAGUGUCGGCAAACGGUGGAAGAAAUCAGUGGUCGCAGCAAAGUCUUGUGUGAAUGAUUCGACGUGGGUCUUUUGUGGAAGAUAAUGGCGCGUUAGGUGUGGUUGAUUGGUCACACCAGGAAAUAACCGAAGCUACCGAUGUUGAGAAGCUUGGACAAAUGAGAAAAACAGGAGCGCAUUCCUCGUUCUCGCUGGUGAUCUCUUUCUCUCUCGCACUCGCGAAUCGCGUUAUCUAUAUUAUAAUGAAAUUUUUAUUGUACGUUAUCUCUUGCGUUUGCGUAUUUGUUCGUUGUCAUAAGAGAAAAAAUAAAUUCAUUUCAACCGGAGAAAGCGCAAUCGUGAUACUUAUCAAAAUACAUCGUCAUUGAUUCAUCGAUA
Molecule: messenger RNA, 1810 nt
Organism: Nylanderia fulva
Lineage: Eukaryota; Metazoa; Arthropoda; Insecta; Hymenoptera; Formicidae
Product: tRNA-specific adenosine-34 deaminase regulatory subunit ADAT3
Cellular component (GO): nucleus; cytoplasm
Molecular function (GO): tRNA-specific adenosine-34 deaminase activity
Source: RefSeq, a predicted model, not a curated record